AUGUCGCAGACAUCCAUUACUUCAUUUUUUCAGAGCAGGAAAAGGCCAGCAUCUGAGGAUCUUAUUACUUCUAAAAGUAAAAUACCACACAUCGAUCGCACUCUACCAAGUAGUAAAUCUCUUUCAGAAACAAAAUGUGAAACUAUAGCUAAAGACUCUCUACAACCUACUAAAUCUAGUGCGAUUAAACAUGAGGAACCAAAACAAAGCGCUAUUCAGUAUGCUUCAUCAAAAGAAGAAACGAAACAAGAAUCGAUAGCGCCAAAAGCAUUUGGUAAGAAAGUGAAUGCCUCCAACACACCUAAAACCACCCAGGCGUCUAAAACCGAGAUGACUGUGACUUCGCGUCAAGAAUUAAGUCUUGGUGACAUAAGGAAGAAACUAGCUGGAAGUUCGAGGUUAGCUGAGUUAAGAGCUACUGCUGAUAGACUGAGCAAAGGCAUAAAGGAUCUGCAGCAAGCCAGUGAAAAACGUAACCUUCGAGAAUUCAAAUCUAUUGAUGUGGAAGUACCAGUGAGUCCCAGUAAGAAGGCCCAGCUUCAGCAGAACGAAUUCUUAUCUCCAAAGAAAUGUAUGCCAGCCCCAGCAACUCCACAGAGACCACUUAUAUCACCUAGAAAAGUGGUGGUCAGCCCUAUCAAGAGUCCUAGCAAGGUCCCAGCAUACAUCAGACAUGCGGCCCUUGCAUCCACAUCCAGCAGCUUACCUUUGCCUCACCACUACAGAUUCUUGGCUGAACUGUUCCGCGGCAUGGAGACUGUUGUUGCUUUACUUUACAACAGAAAUGAAAAGAUAACUUUUGCUAAACUCAGACCUUCAGUACAAGAGAUGCUCAAGCGUUCAUUUACUCAAAAACAUUUGGCUCAAAUAAAACAUCUAGUACCUGAUUUCUAUAAUUAUGAAGUCCAAAAAGUGAAGAAUUUCAGUGCCUCAAAUCAAAAAGAACAAUAUGAAUUAUUGAUCUCACCUAACUUCCCUAAUGAUAUUAAAAUCAUGAAUCCAACUGUACUUCUAGAGAGGCGUAGAUACUUUUACGACAUCUUGCUUCAGUUAGUAAAGAAACACCAUGCACAAUACUUGCAGACGCUUGACCCUCCAAUGGUGAUCCCUGAUGAUAAAUUGACUCGUUGGCAUCCUGAAUUCGAUAUUGAGAAGAUACCUGAGGUUGAGAGUGCAAAGUUACCUGAAAUGCCAAAUGUUGAAAAAUUCUCAAGUGCUCAAGAUGUUCUGGCCAAGGCGCGAGAAUUAUUCAAAUGUAACACAAAGAUGGAAAGAGCUUUAGAAAAACUCGCUCAGGCAAAAGCUCGUGGCCUCACACAGCAAGAAAUGGCUGCAACUGGCAUGACAGACAGCAAACCAAGUAUUAGCAUAAAUGGUAUGGCAAGUACCAGUACACAGACAAGUCAGCCUUCCACUAGUGCAGUUACUAUAGUGAACCCCGCACUACGCAACCUACCCACCUCUCUAUUGGAAAAGGUAAAAGCUAAACAAGCUGCCAAAGCUUUAGAAGCCAUGACAAGAUCAUCUGAGAAUGACAAAAAGUACUUGAUUUACAGUCGUCUGCCAGAUUUAGCACGUACUUUGCGAAAUAUCUUUGUGACUGAGAGGAAAAAUGUUUUAGCUCUAAACAUAAUCCUCUCUAAACUGGAUAGCAGCUUCAAAGCUAACAUACCUGCAAGUGAUCUGCAAAAAGAUAUCAAAGUGCUUACUGAGGAGCUGCCAGACUUCGUUAAGUUACAUGAAAUAAGAAACAACACUUAUUUAAAAUUAGAUAAAAAUGCUGACUUGCAGAAAAAUCUGUCUAAGUUAGAAGCUUUAGCUGCAAAAUAUAAAAAUGAGUAG
Spodoptera littoralis (African cotton leafworm) is the source of this 1842-nucleotide messenger RNA. NCBI's taxonomy places the organism in Eukaryota, Metazoa, Arthropoda, Insecta, Lepidoptera, Noctuidae. The record is from the annotation of a GenBank genome assembly.